UCCUCUGCCCCUGCCAGUUCACACGUUCCUUAUGCAGCCUGCUCUGCCAGUCCAACACGUUCCCAGUUUCCUCUGGCAGUCUGGCAAGCCACUUAGCCAGUGACCAUGAUGACCACGAACACCCAGGAAACCCAGCGAUCCCUCGUCGCAGGCUCCGUCAUCAUUUUUUUUCUCCUCUUUAUAUUUAUCACCGGUGUAUCCGAUGAACUGAAGCAUCGUCGGACGAAUUUCCUCGGCGAGAAGCAAACAGAUCUCGAUACAAGUUUUCCGGACUUUUCCCAAUACAAACUUGCUCGAACUCUAAGUAAAGAAGAGUUCCCUAUUCAUGGCAAGCGUGACCGCAUCAUCACAGUUGGGGAUAUCCAUGGAAGGAAUGACUCUCUAGGGGGGGGCGUCAGCGGUUCCGUUGCAGUCCUCUCCUUUAUGUCCUCCAAUAACAUAACCGGCGUCAGAGGUAACAACGAUCAAACAGUCAUCGAAUGGAGGGCAUGGAGAGACUGGAUACAGUCUCUCCCUGGUGGGCGAGAAUGGCUCGAUAAAAUCGACAGCGAGCACCCCAUAGGUGACGAUGAUGGCGAUGACGACGACGAUGACGACGAUGACGACGAGCUGCAUGUAGCGUUCUGGUCUGUCCUCUCCAACAAAGAAUGGGAGGACAAAGUGCCGAAGGGGUGGAAGCUUUUCCAAAGGCAUUACAACGUUGCCAGAGCCAUGUCCCAGGAACACUACGACUACCUGCGCUCCUUGCCAAUCGUCAUUCACGCGCCAGCCGGCCAUACAUACUUCGUCCAUGCUGGGAUGCUUGCUGCAGAUCCGAAACGCGAACUCAAGCACCCUAAACAACCUUUGUCUCAUUGGCCGGCCACACGCACUUCGAAGCCGAAGGAGGCGCUCCUUCGUAGUUUGCAAGAGGUUGCACUAUUGAACGACGUUCCGCAGAACAAAGAUCCGUGGGUAUUGAUGAACAUGCGGAGCGUCGCGGAUGACGGGUCGGUAGCGAAGGGAAGGAAGGGAACUCCUUGGCCCGAACUGUGGAACGACGUAAUGGACCGGUGCGAAGGUAUCGUUGCUGAUAAACUGUCCACUACAGGACUACAGUUCGCUAUAUCGACUGAAGAGGGUGAUGUGAAGCCGUCUCCAUUACCUUGCUUUCCAUCUAUGAUAGUCUAUGGUCAUAUUGCAGCCCGCGGCCUCGACGUGAGAAGAUGGUCAGUUGGCCUGGACUCUGGUUGUGUGUAUCAUCGCAGACUUUCAGCUCUUGUUCUCGAUAAAGCAUCGUUUCUAGUGCGAUACGAGGAUGUUUAUUUAGAAGAUGCUACGCGUCCCAGCGACGAGCAUUCACCAUCCCUUCAGUACGGAGAUGAUGGAAGAGCACGCAUCGUCAGUGUAGAGUGUUGACGUUGGGCCUCCUUUCAAACCCGGGAAACGACACAUCACAUUCGACGACACGUAUUUUACAUAUCGAGCUUUGUUAUUGCAUACGGAGAAGCAUGGUAGGUCAAGCGAUGAACAUAAUGUUAGUAUCCUGUGGACAAUGCGUGUGGAAUGAGCACGGUUCGCAGUACUCGUUGCGCCCGUAAGGAGACGCACCAUAGGAUGAGAGCAGGAUAGCUAACCUCAGUUAUCAGACAUGGAACCCAAGAAUAGGCAGCUGUCUGACGUACCUGCGGUUUUUGUCCAUACCUACCGUUGCGAAGGAUAUCUCUGGCAGCAUGUCAAAUACAG
This is a messenger RNA of Pisolithus orientalis, 1725 nucleotides long. RefSeq lists its product as uncharacterized. NCBI's taxonomy places the organism in Eukaryota, Fungi, Basidiomycota, Agaricomycetes, Boletales, Pisolithaceae. Gene Ontology annotation, biological process: polyphosphate catabolic process. Gene Ontology annotation, molecular function: endopolyphosphatase activity; phosphatase activity. Gene Ontology annotation, cellular component: cytoplasm. The coding region runs from base 106 to 1398 and encodes 430 amino acids. The transcript has 6 exons. The record is from RefSeq and is a predicted model, not a curated record.